This is a messenger RNA of Hemiscyllium ocellatum (epaulette shark), 1167 nucleotides long. It is a transcript of the gene slx9, whose product is annotated as SLX9 ribosome biogenesis factor. Gene Ontology annotation, cellular component: preribosome, small subunit precursor; 90S preribosome; nucleolus. The record is from RefSeq and is a predicted model, not a curated record. The coding region runs from base 151 to 813 and encodes 220 amino acids. Gene Ontology annotation, biological process: maturation of SSU-rRNA from tricistronic rRNA transcript (SSU-rRNA, 5.8S rRNA, LSU-rRNA). NCBI's taxonomy places the organism in Eukaryota, Metazoa, Chordata, Chondrichthyes, Orectolobiformes, Hemiscylliidae. The transcript has 6 exons.
GCGCGCGAUGGGGCUGCAACUGGGAACGGAGCAGCUCGGAACGUUUGUUGCCGGGGAGCCGGAGCGGUUCUGGGGACGGACGGUGGGGAUUGUCGGGGUGUAGCAGGUGUCAGGUCCGGGUCGCACGCUCGCUCACUCACUCACUCGGAGAUGGUGGGCAAGGAGCGGAGGGUCCGCCGCAGGCUGCACGCGGCCGCGGUCAAGCCGAACGUCGAGAGCCCGGCACGAAGCGAGCGCGAGCCGCCACCGCCUCUUCCUUCACCACCACGCGGGGGCGACAGGGAGGUCGUGAGGAGGGAUGCCGAUCAGUUACCUACCUCACUGUUUGUUGGAACAAGAAUUGAUCCAAAGACACUUAUUCAGAAUCUGGAUAUUGAUUCUAAGACUGCGGUGUCCAGUAGGAAAGGUGACAAGUUCCAAAUCUCCAAGAAAGAGAAAAUAAAGCAGCGACAUGAACGAUGGCUUCAGAAAAUUGAGAUGAUCAAACUGGCAGAACAGAAGAAGAAAGCCCAAGAGAAGCGCAAAGCCAUCCCUGUGGUGGGAGACAUGCAGCCACUUGCUGAUGCACUGCCGGAACUGACAGAUUUGAUCAGUGCUAAUGCUGUGGCUAAUAAAUCAAAGAGUUCAAAAAAGAAACCCCAAACAACACCUUACAGUAAGAUGCGGCAUGCUCAAAAACGGAAACUAAUAGAGGAGGAGGUAGCCAGGUUCCAAGCUAGGAUUGAGGAUACUGAAUUUAAGGCCAAUCCUCUCGCUGUCAUUGGUGAGCAUCUUCUCAAACGAAUGAGGCAGGAGGAUGAGGAUCUGAAGUAAAAGCUGAAGCUGUACUCCCAAGCCAAUCUGGAAAAUACCCUGAUUGUCACCAGUGAACAUUUGAGUCAUCAGCAAAUACUGGACCCAGAUAAAUAUUUUCCAGAUUUAUGCUGAAAAUGCUGAUUGUCCACAAUUUUACAGGUGAUGUACCUUUUGGAAAAGCUGAACUUACUUGCACUGUCCAGCUAAUGGAAACCUAAGAUCAGGCAGGAUUACCCAUUGGAUGUAGAGGCAUUGAAAAUGGGCAAGUAGGAGAAAACUCUAUGUUCUAUCAAAAAUUAUCGUAAUUAUUUCUGAAAACAUUUCUAAAAUAUUUUUGUUUAAAAAUAAUAAAGUUUAGUUGUUCCAAUUUAA